This is a messenger RNA of Phytophthora nicotianae INRA-310, 183 nucleotides long. RefSeq lists its product as hypothetical. The record is from RefSeq and is a predicted model, not a curated record. Lineage: Eukaryota; Oomycota; Peronosporomycetes; Peronosporales; Peronosporaceae. Bases 1 to 183 code for a protein of 60 amino acids. The transcript has 2 exons.
AUGGCAGAAGCAGGCGCGGCGGACCUGAGCGGCGGCUGCCAAGGUGUCGCCGUCUCGGUGGUCGGAGACCAAGUCAGUGCAAGACGCUCGCAAUCAACGGCGACGGUGUGGCGCACGUCCAGCUGGGUUUGGGGCAUCGCGAGAUCGUUGGCACAGGCAGAUACCGUGAAGACGAUGGCAUAA